Messenger RNA from Penicillium soppii, 381 nucleotides. RefSeq lists its product as uncharacterized. The record is from RefSeq and is a predicted model, not a curated record. Lineage: Eukaryota; Fungi; Ascomycota; Eurotiomycetes; Eurotiales; Aspergillaceae. The transcript is spliced from 2 exons. Bases 1 to 381 code for a protein of 126 amino acids.
AUGAUAUUCAAGCUGGGCUCGGUUCUACUCUCACCUGCGCCGAUGGAAGUGGAUUUGCAACUGGAUCAAAAAGAGCCUGUCUACACACACCGAGAUACGGUAUCGGGCCGGGUGAUUUUGUGCAAUGAGUCAGCCGCCGAUUUGUCGACUGUUGUUCUAAAGCUGUCGGGGACGGCAAUAUCCAGAUUCAACCACAGCAGCCGUACCGAAACCCAUCAUAUUUUCAAAAAGUCACAGCAAAUCUUCCCACCAGAAUUGUUGAUGAAGGAGUCGAAAGGAUCUAGUGUAACCCUCGGAGGUGGGAUUCUCACAUUGCCGUUUUCUAUCACGGUCAGUACUAUCGAAGUCAUCAAAACAAACCAAUACCUGAAUAGUAACUAA